AUGGAGAAAAAAUACCCAGUAAUUGCUGGAAAAGAAAAGGGGCCAGGGCCUGGGCGCUACGGGCUUCCUCCCACCAUUGGAUUUAUGGGCCAUGACUUCACCAAGCCAACUAGCCCUGCCUAUUCUUUUCAUGGCAGGAUGAGCGACACCAUGUAUUGUGUAGACUCAAGUCCAGGGCCGCAGUAUCGUAUUGAUGCAAAAAUCACUCGUUUUGGAAGGGAUGGUACACCUGCAUACUCAAUGCUGGGCCGAGAGAAAGCACAGAAGGAGCUUUUCCAAACACCUGGACCAGGCGCAUACAGCCCUGAGAAAACCCCACCAUGCAACCUCCAGCGCAGACCCCCGUCCUUCACUAUGGGUUCUCGUACACGCUACCGGAGCACCGACUCAAUACCUGCUCCAAACAAGUACUGUCUUCCACCUCUAAUGGGCCCUCAAGUACCAAACAAGCAAGCCAGUGCAAGCUACACAAUGUCAGGUAGUUACAGCACAGGGGGGCCAUCUGUGGAUUUAGCCAAGACGCCAGGGCCUUGCAGGUACAACAGUACGGACCCAAGUGUUUAUCUAUCCAGACAGCCGGCGUUUUCCAUGCUGGGACGCCACUGCUUACCCAGAGAUGCCACCAAGAAACCUGGCCCUGGAACUUAUAAUCCAGAGAAAGUGACAGUUCACAAAGCUCGGGCACCAGCCUAUUCCCUGGGCAUCCGACACUCUGAAUUUGUUACUCCAUUAGUUGUCAAUGUUUCUGACUGAACACAAUCACAGAAACAGAAUUCUGUAAUCUGGGAGAAAAAUACUCAUGAGCAAACAUAUGUGAAUAAGAACAUUUAAUUUUCUCCUUUCAGCAACAAAGAACGUGUUGAUUCAACCAUGACUUACUGUCAACAUUUAUAAUAUCUAGAAAUAAUAUUAUGUACAAAACAAACAUACGUUUAAAAAGACAGGAAAGACAAAGAAGGCUGUUUUGUGAAAAAUGGGCUUGGGAGAAAUAAAACACUAUGCCUGUACUCAGCAAAUAAAUCACAACAAAAUGGCAUCAAAAGACUUUUAAAAAAUGAAUUAAAAUGUAUAAAUUACAGGCAAACAUUACCUUCCUGUUGUUUAUAAUGAUAUCAUCCACAGUG
This is a messenger RNA of Centropristis striata (black sea bass), 1124 nucleotides long. It is a transcript of the gene cimap1d, whose product is annotated as CIMAP1 family member D. The coding region runs from base 1 to 753 and encodes 250 amino acids. Lineage: Eukaryota; Metazoa; Chordata; Actinopteri; Perciformes; Serranidae. The record is from RefSeq and is a predicted model, not a curated record. The transcript has 4 exons. Gene Ontology annotation, cellular component: cytoskeleton.